UUCAUUUCAUAAACAAACCCCGGCUUUCUCGUUCUGUUUUUACAAUUUUCCAUGAUUUACGCCUAAAAUGGAGUCAAAACGUACAAAAAUGGAAACUUCUUGUUUCGAUCUGUUACCUGUCGAGUUACAACAAAUCAUUUUCGGUCAUUGCCAUCCAAAACAACGACGAGAAAUUGCCCUCGUUUGCACAAAUUGGGCUGAAACCCUUCAAUCCUUCGCUGAAGACUAUCAACUACAUUUGCACGACUGCUAUUUGCAUCGAGACAUCGAACCGGUUUCACUUUUUUUCAAUUCUCGUCGAAAAUAUCGAUAUUUGAAACUGGGUGAGAACAUCACGAGUCACCAUCAGCUCCUAACAACUGCAUUCCUAAGUCAUUUGGGCGAAAAUGUUCAAUGUUUGGACGUUAGUCAGGCAAUGAAGUUAAUAAAUGCCUCGGAAUUCCAUUUAAUGUUUCCACAAUUGAGGAAAUUAACAAUACGAAAGUUGGGAGAUUUGUACGAAAAUUGUCCGGAAACGCUUGAACAUGUGCAUGUCCAACAGUUGUCGAUCAUGGAAAAAACGGAAGACAUGGAACGCUUACGAAAAAUCAAGAAUUUGAAAUUUCUUACAGCAGAACGAGUUCAAAUCAAAGGUGGUUUGGAUGCUCUUGUGCUGAUUGCUGCUCAAUUCGCUACCAUAAGUACAAAAAUUUUCUCUCUUGAUGAGAAAUUAAAGGAAUAUUUGGAAUCCGUGCAAAGUUUGGAGAACGUUUAUUUCAAAUGCACCACAAAUUUCAUCAAUAACCCGACAAUUCUGUUCGAGGAAGUGACUGAACUUUACUUCAAACGGCCACCAUCGAGUUACAACAAUUUGAAUCUCUUUCCAAAUCUGAAAGUUCUUCACAUUUUGUGGGAUCGCGACAUCGCAAGCCUCUCUUCUUGCUUUUUCAUGCACGAAAAAAUCAUUUGUCCCACAGUGGAAGAGCUCAAAAUGGAAAACAUCAAAGAACGAAACUGCAUGGCGUGUUUCCGUUUCAUGAUCGACUGUUUUCCGAAUCUAAAGUCUCUCUAUUUGCUCAACACCGUGUUCGGCAAUGACAAUUUCAAGCAUAUUUGCUUCAAAUUACCACAACUAAAAAAAUUGGAACUUGAAUCAAAUGAACUUGAACCCCUGAAUUUGGUGACCAAUGAUCAACCUGAGUAUCUUCUCAGCAACUUAACUCAAUUAGAAUCUCUUAGUUUGCCAUUAAUUGAUGUCACCUUCAUGCUGGCACAAUGGCCAAGAAUGGAAAAACUCAAAAAAGUCGUAUUUGGAUCGACGAUUCAAUUUCACCCAAAAUUUGCCAUAAACACCCCAAACUUGGAAUAUUUCGGAAUUUCGUACAAUGGCGGAACCGGAUUGAGACUUAGUACGACAAACAUGCCAAAUUUACGAGUUUUAAAAGCAAAUUGUGAUCUUUCAAUGGAAGAAUCUUGUCGAAGUAUCAUCGAAAAUUGUCAAAAACUGCAAAUUUUUGAGACGUGUACGCCAAAUGCAAAAUUUAUCCAUGAAUUGAACUUGUUUGAGAAAAUUUCGUCUUUGAGGAAGAUCGUGAACGAUGAACGGGAGUUCACUCGAAGAGAUUUUAUCAAUUUAGAGAAUUAUGUGAAGCGACAUUAUAUCGAAUAUGAGGAUUUGGGGGAGUAUAAGUCGAAAGUAGCGCCUUACACGUUGGAUGAGCUUUCUGAUCAAGAAGAUUCAGAUGAUAUUGGUAGAAGUUUUGCGUUUUAAAAUUGAUUUAAUAAACGAAAAACUUAUUUUUUGGUAAUUUA
Molecule: messenger RNA, 1791 nt
Organism: Culicoides brevitarsis
Lineage: Eukaryota; Metazoa; Arthropoda; Insecta; Diptera; Ceratopogonidae
Exons: 3
Coding region: 68-1750 (560 amino acids)
Biological process (GO): SCF-dependent proteasomal ubiquitin-dependent protein catabolic process
Cellular component (GO): SCF ubiquitin ligase complex
Molecular function (GO): protein binding
Source: RefSeq, a predicted model, not a curated record